UAAGACUUUCACGUGUGUCUGUGUGUCGAAGCUAAGCCGACAUCGUUUUGUGUUUAAGGUCGUGAAAGGACGUUACUUUUACAAGUGUUCAAAUGGCAAACUGAAACCGAAAGGAUGCGUUACCGAGUACGGCAAGCAACUGGACCUGUGGCAAUCGUACGAGGUGAACGGCUACCGCAUGAUGUGCGCCAUCGACAAGGACAACAUCUUGUACUACAAGUUCACCGGCUGUGUGAUCAGCAACAAAACCUACUACCCGGGCGACACUUGGGCCGACCGCUUCUUCUGGUACAGCUGCAGUCCGUCCGGCAACGUGUUGACGAUGGAGAUCAAGGGUUGCGUUGUGGACGGUCAACGACUGAAGCCGGGCGACGAGUUUCUGAAAGGCGAGUUCUACUUCCGGUGCUACCGUAAGGUCGGCGACUCAAUGGCCACUCGCCCGGUGGCGUGUAGCCACAACGGGCGAAGGUUCGAGAUUGGCGACUUUUUGGAUGGCGACAAGUUCUGGUACGUGCCGGCGUUGUGGUUCGUUUGGUUCGUUCGUGAGAGGUGUGAUCGGCGGUGUUUCAGGUACGCUUGCAGUAUGGCGAACGGUCGUGCGUUCAAGAAGGUGGUCGGUUGCAUCCAUCAGAAGAAGCGUCUAAGCGAUGGAGACCGAUACUUCGUCGGCGAGACGAUCAUCGAGUGCACAAUCCGAAAGGACACGCACGAGCACCGCAUCGUUGGCUGUGCCCAGAAAGAGGACGACAACAGUGUCACUCAGCGCAGGGUCGGCUGCCAGUGGAUGGAAGGCAAUUCACCGUUCCGGUACAUUCGAAAAUGCGUCGUGCAGAAGGACCGCGUAGUCACCGAAACGGUGGAGUGCUAUUACGAGGUAAGGGGAGGAGGUUGA
Messenger RNA from Soboliphyme baturini, 892 nucleotides. The record is from the annotation of a GenBank genome assembly. NCBI's taxonomy places the organism in Eukaryota, Metazoa, Nematoda, Enoplea, Dioctophymatida, Soboliphymatidae.